CUCCUCCUCCUCCUCCUCCGGCUCGGGCGAGAGCAGCGGGCGGCAAGAUGGCGGCGCCCAGGCAGCCGUCGGCCCGCUUGUCCGGCGUCGCGGUGCCGGCGCCCAUCCAGGACCUGGAGGCGCUCCGCGCGCUGACGGCGCUCUUCAAAGAGCCGCGGAACCGAGAGACAGCACCCAGAACUAUCUUCCAGAGAGUCCUGAGUAUCUUAAAGAAAGCUUCUCAUGAUGUUGAACUGGCCUGCAGAGAUUCCUACCAAGUGGAACAUCUGGCCUCCAGUUUGCAGUUAAUCACAGAAUGCUUCAGGUGUCUCCGAAAUGCUUGUGUGGAGUGUUCUGCGAACCAAAAUUCAAUCAGGAAUUUGGAUACUAUUGGUGUUGCUGUUGAUUUGAUUCUCCUUUUUCGUGAGCUGCAAGUGGAAGAGGAAUCCCUCAUGACAGCUUUUCGCUGUGGCCUGCAGUUUUUAGGCAACAUUGCCUCACGGAAUGAAGAAUCCCAGUCUGUUGUUUGGGUGCACGCUUUCCCAGAACUCUUCCUGACUUGCUUAAAUCAUCAAGACAAAAAAAUUGUUGCCUAUUCUUCAAUGAUUUUGUUCACAUCCCUUAAUCCUGAAAGAAUGAAAGAACUGGAAGAAAACAUCAAUAUUGCAAUUAGUGUCAUAGAAGCUCACCAAAAGCAGCCUGAAUCAGAAUGGCCGUUCUUGAUUAUUACAGACCAUUUUCUGAAAAGCCCGGAAUUGGUAAAAGCCAUGUAUGCCAAAAUGAGCAAUUCAGAAAGGGUAACAUUGUUAGACCUUGUAAUAACCAAAACAGUGGGUGAAGAGCCACUCACUAAAGAUGACACCCCUGUGUUCUUGAGCCACGCAGAGUUGAUUGCGAGCACUUUUGUGGAUGAAGGCAAGACUGUGCUUAGAUUGGUGUCUGAGCAUCAUGCUGGGGACAAGGAGGCACUGGUCAUAGUCAGACUCCUUGAUGUCCUUUGUGAAAUGACUACCAACACUCAUCUGCUCAGCUAUUUGCAGGUUUUUCCUGGCUUGUUGGAAAAAGUAGUCGAUCUUUUACGACUGAUUCACGUAGCUGGAAAAGACACCACAAACGUCUUCAGUACCUCUGGUUGUAUAAAAGCAGAAGGUGACAUCUCAGACGUAACUGAGGGGUUUAAGUCUCAUCUCAUUCGUUUGAUUGGAAAUCUGUGUUACAAGAAUAAAGAUAACCAAGACAAGGUCUGUGAGCUGGACGGCAUCCCCCUGAUCCUGGACAGCUGCAGCCUUGACGACAGGAACCCCUUUCUGACGCAGUGGGUGGUGUACGCAGUCCGAAACCUUACCGAAGACAACAGCCACAACCGGGACCUGAUCGCCAAGAUGGAGGACCAGGGCCUGGCAGACCCAUCCCUACUUAAAAAAAUGGGUUUUGAAGUCGAAAAGAGGGGAGAAAAGUUGAUUCUGAAGUCCACUAGUGAAGCCCCUCAGCUGUGAAUGAACUCUCCAUCCAAAUAUCUGAAUUUUUGGAAUCUGUUUCAUGGAUUUUUCAUCUUCUGAAGUAUGUGAAAUCACAAGUAUUUGAAGAUCUAUAAGUACAAAUUCAGUGACACAUGAAUCUUUUAGAUAAUUAAAUUAAAUGCAUAUAUGCACCCAAAUGAAAGUACCCAAGUAUUCUGUUGUUUCUUUGCUUUAAAAACACAACUGUCUGAUUUGCCUUUGUCCCUGUGGAUACGGUGUGCACCCAAGUAGUGUAUUGUACGUACUGUGGCAGCAAAUAAUAAAUUCUCGUUGAGGGUACGUCCCAUGUGUGGCAAAGGCUUGGAUGUUUGCUUGAAUUCUGUUUGUCCCUUCAGCUGGCAAGUCAGCUUCCUUCCCUUUAUUUUCCUCUUCUCUUUGGGUUUCCUGAACUCUGGCAGGCAGUUGAAGUAGUUUCUCACCGUGAUUAAUUCCAGCAAUCUCUUUUCACCUCUUCUGCCUUUCCAAAACAUUGACAAGACUCAUUUUCAGUUAAUUAAUUCAAGAUGCUGAAGAAUAGAGAGCCGUAGCUCUUCAUUUUGGGUAUUCGGCUGUGUUGUCAUUGAGCCUGUUCCUUUGGAAUGUGGCAGGGAAUGAGAUGGGUGAGAGAAAAUUGAGUAAUUGAAUCUUCUUGUUCCAAAUAGCCUAGAAUUAUACUUCUCAAAAUACGUUACAUUUAAAGGCGAAUGCCUGCAUCUGACAUACUUCCAUGCUUCUGUUGUGGAGGAGGAAUAUUUUAUAGUCUACUCUGUGCGCAGGACCAGAUCAUCAGAGCUGUGUCCAUAUCUUCUUCUGUUUGAAAAGCGCCAGUCUCGGAAAGGCGCCACUCAGUUUUGUCCAUGGCUUCACUGCAACUGCAAAAAUAGUUUGAGGCAGGGGCAAUUCAUUUGACCUGUGUCUCUGUCUGCAUAUGUCUGUCAUUACCAUCUGCCUACCUGCCUGCCUGCCUGCUAGCCACCUGCCCACUUACCUACCUGUAUCAGAAGUAGAACUGGAUUCACCGGACACAAAAUCUUACAGCCACCAAGAUCAUUAAUGUAAUUGUCAGAACGUUUGCAAAGUUCAGCACGUUGUAAAUCUUGAAAUCGUAUUAUCUUGUUGAACCACCAUGUUACUAAACUAAAAUAUCUAGAGACUUUGCACAAUUCAUGUUGAGUCCUCCAAAAUAAAAACGAAGACCCAGCCAAAAACUUUACAAAAAUACUGACUGUUCCAGAGAGAUGUGCUUCUAUUUUAUAUUGCCAUCCUUAAAUUGCUCUGUAAAAACAGCUUAAACAUGUUGCAAAUGAAAUAAAAGUUUUCCCCUAUGCUAUCUAGUAUCUUCUAUAUAACUUAGAAGAAAUUUCAGCUUCUUUCUAGGACUGUGGUUUAUCUACAGAUAAUUUUUUUUUCUCUCAUUUACAACAGUCCAUUGGGAAAGAAGCCAUUGUAAAAUUUAAAAUGCACAAAGAAGUCAUUCUAUUCCAAGACACAAAGAGUUAAAAUCCUAUUCUCCAAAUAGAGGCCUGGCUAGAGGAAACAGUGGGGGUCCUUUUUUCCUUUUAACAAGUUUGCAAUAGACACUUCUUUUUUCCUCCUCAAUGGAUGUGUGCACACCAGUGGAAUCACACAAACACGGCAGUAUAAGCUGUAUAAUAACAAACACAAAUAAAUGAAAGGGGGCUUGUGAGAAGACAGAGUAGUCAAUAGCCGUGUGCUUUCCAAAUAGGAAAUGUGGGGCCUGCACUGUGAGACACGCUGAUGGCUGCAUGGAGGCAGAAGAGAUGAAUUCCUCCGGUGCACUGGGAGCCUCUGAGAGCCUUGUUUGCCAUGCCAUAGAGGAUUAAAUCACCACCUCAGGCAGUUGUUUAGGGAAAAGAAAAAAGCAAGCCAGCAUUACAAAAUUUGAAAAGAGAAAAAAUGGUCACAGCGAAUUUUGUGACCAUAUUAUUUCUUUCAAGAGCAAACUGACAAAGCAGUUCCCUUUUUGUUGGCUUCAUUUUAAAAGAUGGCAGGGGAGAGGCUUUUCUCUUGAUGUUGAGUCUGUUUUUGCAGAAUGAUUUUUUAAUAUCUUAAAAACAAUAGAUGUUAAGAUUUCAAAAACACUUAUUUUCAUAAUUUCAGUGCUGUAAUAUUAGAACUUGUCCAUUAUAUAUAUACAUGUCUAUCCAUUUUAAUACAUCUUUUUUUUUUGAAAGCUAGUAUUGAGAUGUAUCUUUGUUCAGUAACUUCAGAAUCUAAAUUCAGAGCUUUGGGAACUACUAAAAUGUGUCCACUGUGCAAAAUGGUAUAUAGAGAAACAAUUUAGGUGAUUUGGGCUACCAAUUAGUAAAUUUUAAAUCAAAAUUUAAUGCUUUAUGUAUGUAUAUAUUGUCAGAAUUUUUUAAGGCAUUGAAAUUGUGCUCUUAUAACAGCCCCCGGGGUCUGGGUGUUAUUUACUCGUUUUCUGCCCAUGAAUGAACAGACAAAAAUGUUGGAACAAAAAUUCCCAUCUUUGCAGGCGGAAGAUUUGCCUUAAAAAGUUAUAUUCCGUCAUCAGAUAGUUGUGCAAAGAAAGACUCAGUUGUGACAUGUGAAGCAGAGAAAUUGCAGCAGAAUUUUAAAAUGCAUAGAAGUUGGGGAAGAACCUUAAUGUGAUACAAAACCAGUGCUUUGGAAAGUCCUCGGUGCUGUCCAAGGUUCUGAUCAUUUUAGCUGGAAUGGUUUGUAUAUAGAAAAUAAAUUAAAAACCUAGUUUUCAAAAAUGAA
Choloepus didactylus (southern two-toed sloth) is the source of this 4223-nucleotide messenger RNA. It is a transcript of the gene ATXN10, whose product is annotated as ataxin 10. The transcript has 12 exons. The coding region runs from base 48 to 1475 and encodes 475 amino acids. The record is from RefSeq and is a predicted model, not a curated record. NCBI's taxonomy places the organism in Eukaryota, Metazoa, Chordata, Mammalia, Pilosa, Megalonychidae. Gene Ontology annotation, cellular component: cytosol. Gene Ontology annotation, biological process: neuron projection development.